Zasmidium cellare ATCC 36951 is the source of this 1731-nucleotide messenger RNA. RefSeq lists its product as uncharacterized. NCBI's taxonomy places the organism in Eukaryota, Fungi, Ascomycota, Dothideomycetes, Mycosphaerellales, Mycosphaerellaceae. Gene Ontology annotation, cellular component: ESCRT I complex. Bases 1 to 1731 code for a protein of 576 amino acids. The transcript is spliced from 2 exons. Gene Ontology annotation, molecular function: ubiquitin binding. The record is from RefSeq and is a predicted model, not a curated record. Gene Ontology annotation, biological process: protein transport; protein modification process; endosome to lysosome transport.
AUGGCCCAAAUCCCGGCUCAAGUCCCGGACAAGGUCCUUUCGUGGUUGUACAGCGUUCUUCAUGAAUAUCACGACUCCCAACGAACCUACUCGGAUGCUGCUCGAGCGCUUUCUGCAUAUCCAUCUCUUUCGCCGCGAACCGACGUCUACACCUCUGAGAAUGGCGCCUCUGCGCUUCUGUUAAUGCUACAUGGGACUCUGCCCGUAAUCUUUCGAGGAACAACAUAUCGCUUUCCGAUCAAGCUAUGGGUGCCGCGCGCCUAUCCUCACGAAGCACCCAUCGUAUUCGUUGAUCCGGGGAAAGACAUGGUCGUUCGACCUGGGCAGCAUGUUGGAGUAGACGGAAGAGUAUACCAUCCAUACCUACGAGACUGGACACGAAUGUGGGAUAGGGCCAGCAUUGCGGAAUUUCUCGAAUUCCUGCAACAGGUCUUCAGCAAGGAGCCGCCGGUGAUUAGCAGAGCACAACAGCAACAGUAUCAACGGACAAUGGGGCCUAGUCCUCAGCAGCAGCAACAACAGCCAGGAGCAAGUCCGGGACCACCACAACCGCCUCCUAAGCAAACGUCUGGGGUUGCUCAACCCCAGGACCAGGGACCACCGCCUUUACCCCCAAAGCUUGGGGACGAGUACGCUGAGCCGCGGCGUGAUGUAAAUAGAGACGGUCCGCCACUGCCACCGCUACCGCCUGAAGCAGGAAAACAUCAGGGACAGCAUGCUCUCUCGCCGCCGCCAAACGGCAAUGGGCAAGCUUCACGAUCUCCUUCCCACACGUUCGCAGCAUCAAACCCCGGGUAUCAGAAUGGCAGGCCGCCAGGACCACCGCUGCCUCCCAUACCAAACCAACAGACCCCACAGGCGCAAUACCAACCGAGGACAAAUCACGACAGAAGCCCAGUCUCGCCAGUCUCGCCAGUAAAUGGCUAUUCAGAGCUUCCCGACUCAAGAUACUCCCGACCCGCUCCUCUUCCACCUCCACAAUUCCAACAAAAUGUGAGGCCAGUAUCUCAAGUCGCUCCAUAUCCCCCACAGCAACAACAAUACCCCGCUGGUCCUCCCCAUAUGCAGCCACAGCCUUUCCAACCGACGCAUUACCAGCCUCAACACACUUUGCCGCAGCAGCAGCUUCAGACUCAGAAGCAGCCACCACCAGAUUUGCUCUCCGACCCAUUUGAGGUUGCGCUACCUCCUUCAGCUGGCUCACAGCUUCCAGCACCUCCGAUACCUCCCAAUCCCGAGAAAGAGCAUUUACUACAGGCUAUCAACGGCACACUGGUUCAGCAGGCACAGCAGAAGGUCAACCAGAACCUCAAUGCCAUCCAUCCUCUUCAAGCACAGCAACAUGCGCUGCGAGCUGCAUAUGAACGGUUAGACGGCGAGAUUAGGCAGCUUGAACAGCUGGACCAAGCAUUGUCCAGCAACGAGUCGAUCCUUCAUCGCAGUAUCCAAGACUGUGAUAGGACAAUCUCGACAGCGAAGUCAAAGAAACAACCGCCUAUUGAUGAAGUUCUCAUUGCACCAACUAUGGUAUCAAAUCAGCUCUGGACGCUCUGUGCCGAAGAAGCUGCUGCGAGAGAAGCCAUGUAUGUGCUGCAAAAGGCUGUAGAUCGAGGUAGAGUCAGCGGCAAUGACUUCGUACGACAGAUGAGAGGGCUUGGACGAGAAUGCUUCCUCAAGAUGGCCCUAGCACGGAAAUGUGCACGAGGAAUGGGACUGGAGACAGCUCGGUGA